Entamoeba dispar SAW760 is the source of this 1770-nucleotide messenger RNA. RefSeq lists its product as uncharacterized. Bases 1 to 1770 code for a protein of 589 amino acids. The transcript has a single exon. Lineage: Eukaryota; Evosea; Mastigamoebida; Endamoebidae. The record is from RefSeq and is a predicted model, not a curated record.
AUGAGUGAGAGAAAGAUUACUGUUAGUGUUGCAUCACUCCAACCGGCUCAGUUUACGGGAUGGGGAACUAAACAAGGAGGUUCAUGGAAAUCAUGGAAAAGAAGAUUUUUUGUAUUAAAAGAUAGAAAAUUAUGGUAUUUUGAAAGUGAAAAUUCUACUACAGCAAAAGGAUGGAUUGAUUUACCUCCUGGAACAGAUGUUAAGGAUGAAUCAGAAAGACCAAAGAAAUUAGCGUUUUCUAUCAAUUCUAGAGGUGUUAAAGGUAUUCGAACUUUUCAUUUAACUGUUGACACUGAAAAUGAUUUUGUAGCAUUCUUAAAUGGGUUAAACAAAGUACUCGGAAAUGUUAAACAAAAAACGAGGACUGACAAUAAUAUUAUUGAUGAAACAUCAAAAAUUAAAUUUACUAAAUCAUUUACUGAAGGAACAGGAAUUGAAAAUAUCACAAAAUUAAAAAAUAGAAUAAAGUGGCUUAAUAGUGGUCAAGUUGCUUCAUUACUUGAAUGUGCAUUAACUGCAUUACCAGAAGAUACUAAGUCUAUAGAUUUCUCUGCUGUUAUUAGUUCUGAUUGUAAUAGUAUUGAUUUUAGAUUUGCUGGGGAACAAGUUCCAAUGUUACAAAGUGUUGUAGAUACCUUUUGGGCUGUUGGAACACCACCUUCAGAAAUAGAACGAUUAAACAAUAUUGGUAUUAAAGUAGACCCAAGAAAUCUUGGGUUAUGGCUAAAUAUUUCUGAACGUGGUGGAAUGGAUGGAGGAUGGUUUAUGUUAACUGAACAUUCUCCAAAUGUUAUUAAAUUAGUUUCUGAUGGAGGAAAGAUCAAUGAUAAAAUUAUGAUGUUAUUAGGUGUUAAUAGUAUUAAUAAAAUUGAGAUGAUAGGUAGAGAUCUUGGUGUUACACCACCACGGCAAACAGAGUAUCGAUUUAAAAUUUCGGGGCAUGAAAGGGCAAAUAUAGUUAAAGACUUUUUUGAAAAAUGUAAGAUAAAAGGAUAUAAUUUGUUAAUUCAAAAAAUUGUGAAUGAUGCCCCUUCAAGAGAAGUUCUCUUUAGUGUUAAAACAACAAAUUUUGAUUUAGUGAAAUUGACUAUUAGUAUUGAGUUCCCAACAACUGAAAUUGUUCAAGACGCUGUAGAACUAGUAAAAGGAUUUAAUGUAGAAAAACAUAAUGAUUUGAUUGUAAUGUUUGGUAAUCCUAUAGCUCUUGAAAUCAGUUGUUUACAACAAGGAUUUGGUUAUGAGGUCUUUGAUGAAGGUCUUGGUGUUGCACUUGUUUAUAAUCUACAAGAUGAAAAUAUUACUACAGUUCCUUUCAAAAAAAGUUUAGUUACUACUAAUUCUUGUCAUUGUACUAAACAACAAUCUUCAAUUGAAAAUAAUCAUCAAUUCUCUUCUUCUGUUACAAAAGAACAAACAACUGAUAAUCACUUAUCCCAAGAAGGUCAUAAAACAUGUUCUCAAGAUGUUUCUUCUCAUAUAACAACUCAUGAACAACAAGAAACAAUACAUACUCUACCUGCUGUUCCUCCUCUAAGUCCAAGAAGAAAAAAACAAGUUAUUGACCUUACCCAAGGAAGUACCUCAGCACCUCCUGUCCCUCCUUUAAGUCCACGAAGGCAAGCAGAACAAAAACUUGGUUUAGCCCCAAGACCAACAGGAGUUGCACCAUCACUUCCAGGGAGACCAUUAGGUGCUCCUCCAAGAAAACCAGCUGCCAAACCAAAACACAAACAACAAAUAAAUCCAGCACAAUCAUCUCCAGUUAUUUAA